This is a messenger RNA of Neltuma alba, 588 nucleotides long. RefSeq names its product cinnamoyl-CoA reductase 1. Bases 1 to 588 code for a protein of 195 amino acids. NCBI's taxonomy places the organism in Eukaryota, Viridiplantae, Streptophyta, Magnoliopsida, Fabales, Fabaceae. The transcript has 4 exons. Gene Ontology annotation, molecular function: oxidoreductase activity, acting on the CH-OH group of donors, NAD or NADP as acceptor. The record is from RefSeq and is a predicted model, not a curated record.
AUGUCCAAGCCUCUCAACCUAACAGAGAAAUAUGGUGCAAGCGGGUCUCCCUGUCUCACACCCUUGGAGAGAGUAGAUUCAUUUCCUGUUGCUCCGUUGCAGGGUAAUUGCAUGGUUUCCAAGAUUUUGGCUGAAGAAGCUGCCUUGAAAUUUGCAGAAGAGAAUAACAUUGACUUGGUUGCAAUGAAUCCUGCUAUGGGACUCUUUCCAUCCUUGCUUAUUGAUACAGGCGCACAGACAUUUCCAAAUAACACUCUUGGCUGGGUCAAUGUGAAAGAUGCUGCAAAUGCCCAUGUUAAAGUAUUUGAAACUCCUUCAGCCAGCGGAAGAUAUUGUUUGGUUGGGAGCGCGGCACACUCCUCAGAUGUUGUGAAGAUUUUACGUGAGUUGCAUCCAACAUUGCAGCUUCCUGAAAAGUGUGCGGACGAUAAGCCAUUCAUGCCAAAAUUUCAAGUUUCCAAUGAAAAAGCAAAAGCAUUGGGAAUUGAAUUUAACCCAUUGGAUGUGACCCUCAAGGAUCAAGGAGACAGUGGAAAGCUUGAAGGAGAAGAAAUUUGUCAACUUUUAACUUUUGUGACCUCUCUAUGA